This is a messenger RNA of Botrytis fragariae, 357 nucleotides long. RefSeq lists its product as uncharacterized. The annotation marks the transcript as partial. NCBI's taxonomy places the organism in Eukaryota, Fungi, Ascomycota, Leotiomycetes, Helotiales, Sclerotiniaceae. The record is from RefSeq and is a predicted model, not a curated record. The transcript has 2 exons.
UUAGAAGCAAGAUGGUCACCUCGCUCUCUGCGAACCCUGAUCAAUCCAGUGCGAGAUACAAUUCCCAAAUCUUGUCUUCAGAGACAACUACAUCAUCAAUAUGCUGAAUUGCAUACCUGCACAUCCACUUCCCAGCUCGAAAGAAACCAUCUCAAAUUUUACGAUCUCGAUUCGGCUAGCUGUGGCAUAUUACCCGCGAAGGCUGUGAGUGUUAUGGUUGUCGUUGAAAAGAUUGCCAUCGCUUGUGUUGGACUUGUUCCCUCUGCUAUGUUUGGUAAUGCGAAUUCCUUCAUGCGACGUUCAAGAGCACAUCUCGGUAUGAGCCGACAUGCAAGCGCGGGCAACGCAACUCCUUGA